Molecule: messenger RNA, 1470 nt
Organism: Ogataea philodendri
Lineage: Eukaryota; Fungi; Ascomycota; Pichiomycetes; Pichiales; Pichiaceae
Exons: 1
Coding region: 1-1470 (489 amino acids)
Biological process (GO): anatomical structure morphogenesis; negative regulation of transcription by RNA polymerase II; cell differentiation
Molecular function (GO): RNA polymerase II cis-regulatory region sequence-specific DNA binding; DNA-binding transcription factor activity, RNA polymerase II-specific
Source: RefSeq, a predicted model, not a curated record
AUGGAACAGUACCAGGUGGAGCAGGACGGCAAGAGAAGCCUUCCGCCCCUUUCACAUAUCAUCCCAGGGCAACCUCAACCUUCGAGUCAGCAACACUCUCCAAAUACUCAUCAAUCUAAUUCUGCCUCCAACUCCCCGUUACCAGAACAGCCAAAGACGGAAUCUAAUGAGCUGAUCCCACCUAACCAGGCCCACGACCAAAAACCUCCCCAACAGUAUCAUCAGCCACAGAUGACUGUCCAGCAACAGUCCCAAAUUCCAAUCCAGUACCAGCAGAUCGCCAUGCAACAACAAUUUCCUCAGCAAGCCGCGAUCCAGUACCCCCAGCAGCUUCAGCAGCAGUACAUGAUGCAGGCUCUGCAGAUCCCUCCUCCCCCUCAACCUCCUCAGCUAGAUUCCUCGAAGUUGUUCGAGAAAUGUACCUGUAAGCAGGAAGGAAAUCGUAUUCCUCGUCCAAGAAACGCAUUCAUUUUGUUCAGACAAAAACACCAUCAGGCCUUACUUGAAGAAGGUAACGUUAUUAGAACCAACCCGGAUGUGUCCAGAGAGUUGGGUCGUAGAUGGAGAAACUUGCCUCCGGAAGACAAGGAGUACUGGAACAAACAAGCUGAAGAGGAAAAGAAACGUCAUGCUGAGAGAUAUCCUGGAUACAAAUACACUCCAAGAAGAAACAGCAAGAAGAACUGUCCUCACUGCAGCACAAAACAAGCUAUCAGAAACCAUAAUUUGGCCAUGCAAUCUUACGUGGCCCAGUAUCCUAACCAUGCUUACGCUUUUGCGUUAAAUGGUAACCAAUAUUUCCCUCAAUCUGUUGCUUCUGCAAAUGGAUCUGUGACCCAGCAACAGGUUUCAGCUAUGCAGGCAGCACCCCAACAGUCCGCUGCCCAGAUUCCGCAGCAGCAGGCUGUGUACUACCAGCCAAAUAUGAUUGCGAUGCAGUCGCAGCAGUUCAAGGCUGAGGAUUUAUACCCAGCUCUUGCAGGUGGCUCGGGAACACCCCAAAGUUCUAUGACACAGCAGUCUGGAACCAAGAAUUCUUCGUCACCGACCGUGGCACAGCAGAGUGCGUCGAUGAAUGACCAGACGCAGUACUUGACUUUUGUGAACCAGGUGAACGGCCAACAGGGAACCAGAUACGCUAACGGACAAUCGGGACAGCAGCAACAGCAGCCUCAACAGCUCAAGAGUGAUGCUUCCCAAACCCCCAACUACACCCAGAUGUACAUGUCGCAGAUGAUGGAUACCUCACAGAUAUAUGCUGCCAUGAACAGACAGCAGCAACAGCAGCAACAGCAACAGCAGCAGCAACAACAACAACAACAGCAGCAGCAGCAAAAUAUGUAUGUGAACCCGUUGUUUGGAUACGAUUUCCAGCAAAACGCUCAGGCGCAAGCAAUUCAGAUGUCGCUGCCAUCCAUCAACAAUUUGUCUCUGCCUCCAUUAAACAUGAACCAAAAGAAUGGGGGCUGA